Molecule: messenger RNA, 1082 nt
Organism: Lactuca sativa (garden lettuce)
Lineage: Eukaryota; Viridiplantae; Streptophyta; Magnoliopsida; Asterales; Asteraceae
Product: FKBP-like peptidyl-prolyl cis-trans isomerase family protein
Cellular component (GO): thylakoid; chloroplast
Molecular function (GO): peptidyl-prolyl cis-trans isomerase activity
Source: RefSeq, a predicted model, not a curated record
GCCGUUAUCUUUCCCUCUUAAUCUUGACGUACUCCUGCCUAAUAAAACUAGCGGAAAAUUGAAAAUUCUUCAUCGGUUUGUUGUAGAAGCUGGUGAAUCUUGGAUUCAUACUUAUAAAUGGUGUUGGGGAUUACAGUUGCAGCUCCCGGAUCUCUUUCCUCAUUCUUUACCCCUAAACCUUCUUCUUCAUCGCAAUGGAUGCACAACGAAAUCAAACCAUCCCCAAUUCUACAUACCAUCUACGCAUCCUCUUCCUUAUCUGAAGACAGUGCUCCAAUCAAUGAUACUAAAUCUUCCAAUAUCGAUCGAAGAAAAUGGUUGGUCUCAUCGGUUGGGCUAUUAGCAGUAUCACUGGGAAAUCCUUUAGGAAAUGGAGUUGCAAUGGCGUCAAAUUUUGCUGAUAUGCCAGCUCUAAAGGGGAAGGAUUAUGGGAAAACGAAGAUGAAGUAUCCUGAUUAUGCUGAAACAAGCUCUGGACUCCAAUACAAGGAUUUACGAGCAGGAAGUGGUGCAACACCAAAGAUUGGAGACACUGUAGUGGUUGAUUGGGAUGGUUACACAAUUGGAUAUUAUGGGCGCAUAUUUGAAGCUAGAAACAAGACCAAGGGUGGUUCUUUUGAGGGUGAUGACAAGUCCUUUUACAGAUUCCGAUUAGGUUCCCAUGAGGUAAUACCAGCUUUUGAGGAAGCUGUUGCAGGCAUGUCUUUGGGUGGAAUCAGAAGGAUCAUUGUGCCACCAGAUCUUGGAUACCCUGAGAAUGAUUAUAACAAGAGUGGUCCAAGACCAACAACAUUUUCGGGCCAAAGAGCAUUGGAUUUUGUGCUGAGGAACCAAGGAUUGAUUGAUAAAACCCUUCUGUUUGACAUUGAGCUUUUAAACAUCAUACCCAACUGAGGAACAUCUCCAAUAACUCGUACAAGUCUUGUAUUACUAGCAACUUUCUACAUUUUCAUCAUUUCCGUUUGUUGGAACAAAGAGUCAUAGAAACAAAUGUUGUGUUAUUUUCAGAUUCCCUGAUUGGUUAUUCUCAUGCUAUAUUGUGUACAUUGUUAAGGAAGCUCAAAGUGUGAGGUUUAAGAUGA